ACAAAGCGCGGCCUCGUGAUUACUCCCUCCCUGAGCGCAGCACAUCCAGCAACGCGGCUCACGGGCGCAAGCAACGCUGACCACGGCGUUUACUCGCACGAGAGAAGCUUACUGUACCUCGUUCCCAUAGCUCCAUUCCCAGGCUCGCAGCCUACCACACGCACCGGCACGGCACAGACAAUGGCGAAGAGCUUCGACGUGAGCGGCCCUCGACACGUGAAGCUCCGCGGCCUGGAGCGCACCGUCACGAUGGUGGACGGCGUCUCCGUGACGAUCGCCCACUCGAUGUUCGUGGAGGGCGACGCGCGCACGCUGGCCCAGCUCCUGCCGCUGGCGCUCAUGCGGACGUUCAACAAGCACCCGCGGAUGCGCGCGCUGCAGGUGCGGGCCGACGAGUUCACGGCCGAGAUCCAGGAGCCCGUGGCCAUCAGCGACAUCUCGACGAUGGGGCUGCUGCGGGUGCGGCGGUUCUCCCAGUCCAGCGACGACGCCAAGCCCACGUUCGACGAGUGGCAGCAGUACGCGGCCGACCAGUGCAACAUCGGCUUCAACCGGUACACCAACUUCCCGUUCUACCUCACGGCGUGGGUGGACGAGAAGGCGGAGCAGGCGCGGCUCAUGCUCUUCUCGGAUCACUACAUGUCGGACGGGCUCUCGGGUAUUAUCGUGCUCAACUGCAUCCUCGAGCAGGUCGCACUACUGGCUUCGGACGAAAACGCUCUACGCAGGAGCCACGAGGUAGAAUACCCACUGCACCCCUCGUUCUACGACAUGUGGAUGUCCAAGAAGUUCCUGUCCAAGGGACUGAUGAAGGGCGUCAUCUCGACCUUCGGCAAGGCGAUCUACCGCAGCGAGAUGAAGAAGUUCCACCCCGUUCUACCGAUUCGCGACGACCAGCAAGACUUCGCGGUGCCUCCUGUCUCGAACCCGACCUCGGCCUCCUUCGCGCAGGGAGAUCCGAACUGCAUGCGCGAAGGGCUGGCGAAAUGCAGGAACGAAGGCGUCACAUUCGGUGGCGCGGUAGUGUGCGCUACCCUCCUCGCGUUCUACCACGCAGCUCAAAACCAACCGAGCUUCAAGCCGGACGAGCCGUUCAAGAUCACAGCCGGGCUGGACUACAAUAUGCGCCGGCGCGUGCCUGAACCUGCAGAGGAGGACCAUGUCGGGGCGUACGUAGGGUUCGCGCUGCUCGAGUGGCUCUCCAAAUCGGGGGUCAAUAUGAAGAAGACGAAGUUCUGGGACCUCGCGCGCCAGGCGAAGAAGGAGAUCGACGGGAACCUGGAUCAGACUAUGCAGAUGGCAGCCGUGCCGAUCGUCCUCGACCGGCGGUUCAACAACAAGAUGGAUCCCUCGUUCGCUGAAGCGCUCAACGUCCACCAGUCGCAGGCGGCAGACGCAAACAUCUCCAACCUGGGGCGUUAUCCGUACGCCAAGGAGUUCUCGCUCUCGUCCAAGAGCGAGAGCAAGGCCAAGCUCACAGUCACGAGUCUGCACGUGUACAACCCGAAUCCGCACUUGAGUCCUUCAGCCAUUCUCAACGUCACGUCAGUGGACUCCUUCUGCUACUCCAUGGGCUACAAGUGCGAGGACGACGCGGCCAAAGCUCUCUUCACUGCGUGGGUCGCAGUGUGUGAGCACCUCGGCAAUAUUGGGCAUGAGGAUACAAUGACGGAGGUACUGGAACAGCUCAACCUGUAG
Messenger RNA from Phytophthora sojae, 1698 nucleotides. RefSeq lists its product as hypothetical. NCBI's taxonomy places the organism in Eukaryota, Oomycota, Peronosporomycetes, Peronosporales, Peronosporaceae. The coding region runs from base 181 to 1698 and encodes 505 amino acids. The transcript has a single exon. The record is from RefSeq and is a predicted model, not a curated record.